This is a messenger RNA of Hemicordylus capensis (graceful crag lizard), 5013 nucleotides long. RefSeq names its product cytoplasmic phosphatidylinositol transfer protein 1-like. The record is from RefSeq and is a predicted model, not a curated record. Gene Ontology annotation, biological process: phospholipid transport. Bases 667 to 1614 code for a protein of 315 amino acids. Gene Ontology annotation, cellular component: cytoplasm. The transcript is spliced from 10 exons. NCBI's taxonomy places the organism in Eukaryota, Metazoa, Chordata, Lepidosauria, Squamata, Cordylidae. Gene Ontology annotation, molecular function: phosphatidylinositol transfer activity; phosphatidylinositol binding.
UCCAGGUUGGGCUGGGAGAGGCUCCGUCCUGCCUGAAGCCUCGGAGAGCCGCUGCCAGUCCGGGUAGACAAGAGUGCGUGAGCGGGACCGGGAGCUUCCGAUCUUCUCCGGGGGCGGCGAUGGGCUCCUCCUGGCUGGCCAAGUUUCCGCUCCGCGUCCCUCUCCAGGCAACGGGAAGGCAUUUCCGUCCCCGGGCGGCUCUCGGCUCUCCCCAGCCGCCCACCCGCUCCAGGAAGGGGGCGGCUCAGGCAGGCUGCCGCGGUUCGGCUUCUCUCCCCUAGGGGUCGUGAGCAGCCAGCCAGCAGCCACAGGCGAAGCCGCGGACCGGGCGGGCUGGACGCCGCUGCUGCUGCCGAGGGGGACGGAGGUGAAGCGGAGCGGGAGCCGCUCCGGAGCCGAGCCGCCCCUCCUCCGGCCAGGCUGUUGCAGACAGACGCGGGGGGCCGUCUGGGCCGGCCGCGGGUGCUCCAUGCAGCGGGAGGCCGGCUGUUGCGCCGCCGCCCGGGAGGGUGGCGUCUGAAGAAGCCGGCUGGGAGACGCGCGCCCGGGAUGUAUUCUCCCUUGAAGAGACCUCGGGGGCCGCUGGGCUGGUGAAAGGCUCCUCUUGCUGUCGGGCAGCGCCGUUCCAGGAGGGGCCCGCGGGGCGCCCACAUCCCAGGGAGCGCCAUGCUGGUGAAGGAAUACCGCAUCUGCAUGCCCCUCACCACCGAAGAGUACCGGGUUGGGCAGCUAUACACCAUCAGCAAGCACAGCCACCAGGAGAGCGACAAAGGUGAAGGAGUGGAAGUCGUGAAAAAUGAACCGCACGAGGACCCUGUCCAUGGCUGUGGCCAGUUCACAGAGAAACGGGUGCACCUGUCCAGCAAACUGCCUAGCUGGGCUCGAGCAGUCACACCACGGAUCUUUUACAUCACAGAGAAGGCUUGGAACUAUUACCCCUACACGAUCACAGAAUACACAUGUUCCUUCCUGCCCAAGUUUUCCAUCUACAUAGAGACCAAGUACGAGGAUAACUGUGGAGAUAGUGCAAACAUCUUCCACAGUGAAAAAAUCUUGGGGGACCAUGACGUGACAUUCCUGGACAUUGCCUUUGAUGAAAUCCCAGAGCGCUAUUACCGGAGCCUGGAGGAUCUCCGGUACUUCAGCUCAGCGAAGACUGGCCGCGGCCCCCUCCGGGAGGGAUGGCGGGAACAUACCACGCCGAUCAUGUGCUCCUACAAGCUGGUGACAGUCAAGUUUGAAGUGUGGGGGCUGCAGACGCGGGUGGAACAGUUUGUCCACAAGGUCAUCCGGGACAUCCUGCUGAUAGGCCACCGACAAGCCUUUGCCUGGGUGGACGAGUGGUGUGGGAUGACGAUGGACGAGGUGCGUCGGUACGAGAAGGAAACUCAGGAGGCAACCAACGAGAUUGUUGGCACGGUGGCAUCUGCCAUCUCCAUCAGCAAAGUGUGCCUGCCCCCCAAUACCCAGAGCGCCCCCUCCAGCGCCCCCUCCACGCCUCUCAGUAGCGAAGCGCCCGACUUCCUCAGCGUGCCCAAGGACAGGCCCCGCAAGAAAUCGGCGCCGGAAAUGCUGUCGCUGCCUGUGCUGAGGGAGCGAGCCAAUUUGGAGUGACAGCUGGCACUCCGUCAGUUGGGAGUGACGGCUGGCCCAGAGGCCUGAAUCGCGGGUCCCUUCCCUCGUGAAAGGGGCUCCCCCCAGUUAAUUCCACAAAAGCCCUUUGCUGAACGAAAACGAGGGUGUGUAUAUAUCUUGAGGUUCUCUCCACCUUUUAUGUAGAUUUUUUUAAAAAACAUGUACCUUUGACUUCUAUCUAGUCCCGCGUCAGGCCGCGAGCAUCUGCUACCGUCCACGGCACCAAGGAAAGGCCGGCUGCGGAAAUGCCACUUCCUUUCCCAGGGUUUUGGGGAGUGUAAACCUUUCCGGGCAAGCCUGGAAACUGAGACUUUUGUUUCCCGGUUUAGAUCUCUGCUGGGGAACGCUGGGGGAUUUGUGACUGUGACGUCUCCGAUCCCCACCCAGCUGAAUGUUGAGCUCAUUUCUUUCUCCAUCUUGGCGGCCUUGGGUGACACCUGGGGGCCGGGUCUGGAUUCCCUUCCAACCACUAGCUAAGAAAUUUCGGGCCGGGAUAGAAGUCUCGUGCCCUUGUCUGCGAAAGAGAACCUGGACAGAGCCACACGACAGACUGAAAAGUUUCGGGAGCCAUACCCUUUCCCCCGAAGAAUCCUGGGAACUGUAAUGCUGUGAGGAGGGUGGGCUAAGGCAGGGGGUUCCCAAGCUCGGGUCCUAAGGGCUGUUAGACUACAACUCCCAUCAUCCCCAUGCCACCGUGGCAGGGGAUGAUAGGUGUUGUAGUCCAACCUGGGGACUCAAAAGCGUGGCAACUCCUGGGCUAAGACUUUAAACGCCCCACCAGGUGAGAACUGUCAAGAGGUUUCGGGCGAAGCCAAGACAGGGGUUGUGGGAUGAAACCAAUAUAGCGUAGUAAAAGCUGAGGUCUUCUCCUGGGCUACCUGCUUGGCAAGCCUCGUUUUGGUUGGGAAGGCCAGUUAGGGCCUCUAGAUGGAACUGGGGUAGGAUCUGGGAGGUCCCGUGCACAGAUGAAGAGGUAAGGGAAGAGCUAGCAACAUGUUGGGUUUCCUUGCUUCUUUCUCAUUGAUGCCUCUGCCGGGACAACAGAAGCGAGUGAAUACAGCGGAUUGACACAGGUGCGAACGUGGAGUUACAAGAAUGCCGUCUGUGCUAUACGGGUAUCAUGAAACCCACAUACACCUGCAGCGCUGUAUAUUCCAUGUUUCUGUGAUUACACUGAGUGUGUGUGUGUGUGUGUGUGUGUGUGUUUGUGUGUGAUUUGGUAGCAAGGCACAGCAUUCAGCAUUGUCAGAAUGGCAGUUCUUGCUCACAUUCAGCACUGUCAGAAUGGCAGUUUUUGCUUUGAGCAAGCUUCUAGCCCUCAUGGCUGCAAAGAGAGCAACUGAAAAGUAGAGGCAAUGUCUGGCGAGACUUCAGAAUCCAGGAUUCAGGAGGAUAUCAGGUCCAGCUCUGAUGCUUCGGGGCACUGACGGGCCCCUCCCCUCUCUCCCCCACGUCUAGCAAAAGCAGGAGGAGGUAUGCAGAAACCUCACUCUGUGCUUUCUUAGCAGAAUCUAGUCGCGGAAUUGGAUGCUGAAUGCGAGGCAAGUUGAAUUUCACACAUCCCUUCCUUACUGGUCAUCCAACGACAGCAGGCUAGGCCAGCGGUUCCCACUCUUGGGUCCCCAGGUGGUGUUGGACUACAACUCCCAUCACCCCCUGCCACAAUGGCUUUGCGGCAGGGGAUGAUAGGAGUUGUAGUCCGGGAACAUCUGGUGGGGGGGCCCCCAAGGUUAGGAUCUUAUAGUUGCUUUGUUGGUUGGAGUCAGCAUUGAGGCAGACCUGAAGCCAUUGUGGGGCUAGGGUGCCCCCCUAAAUAUCCCCCCCCUUUUUACAAAUAGUUUUUAAAUAAUGGAAAGUUGCUUGAAUGUUGUCUUUAGAAGGCCAGAUAAGCUGCCCCCACCACCACUUUUUUGGCACCCCCCUCAAAUUUUUAGUAUGGCUACAGGCCAAAGGUCUGUCCUUUACCCCCAUUCCCCCUCUCCGUCCGACAUCCAACCUUUCAGCUGCCCCCCAUGUGGAAGCCAGCAGACGUCCUUCUCCUCGGUGCCUUUGGGGCCAUCUCACUGCUGCAGCGCUGGCCCAUGGAGGCAUCUCCUUGCAGGGGAGGGCUGGAAAACACCAGUGCCCUCUGGGUCCAUCGCCAGGGGGCCGGCACACAGGCCUGCCUAGGGGCCCACUCCUGCCAUCACCAGCGUCCAAUUUGCCUUGCGGAAAAGCUGAAACGCAGCCCCAGCGGGGUGCUGCAGAUUCCUCUGAUGGACACCUCCUUCGUCUUAAGGCGGCCUCUGGCCCUCUUUGUACAAGCACAGCUCUGAUUUGCACUGCUCCUGCCCUCUCUGUCGGGCUUGGCACCUCGCUUGCUGUGGUCCCCCCCUGGCUGUUCCAAUAUGUGUCUUCAUGUUUAGAAGAUGCCUGACUCCCUUCGAGGGAGGCCGGAGAGGCGGAAAGACUUUGCCGGGACUUUGAGGAGAAGAGACUUGGAAAAUAGACCACAAACUGCUGCUAGGAGCCGACUGAAUGUUCCGGUCCCGGGGCUGUCCCGGGCUUUUGUAGGGCCUAGAUAUACUUUGUGGGUUUCCCUGCGAUGAAUCAAUAACAUCUCUGCCCCCUUCGGUGUGGGGCCCUGGGCGACUGCUCUCCGAGCCUCCCCUUUCAGACAACCCUAUCAGGGUCAAAGCACUCUUCAGUGGAGGGCUUCCCAAGAUACAUCGAUGCCCUGAAGUGGAGGGAAGAGAGAGAAAGAGAAAGAGAGAAAGACAGUCUCCAGCAAUAUGUGUGUCCACUGGCCAUCUCUCGAUUAUCCAGAUCCUUCGAGGAUGGAGAAACUACAGGGAGAUUCUAAGCCUACAAUCUCCAUCUCCCAGGGGCGGGGGCAGAGGACAUGUUGCAGAAACGGAUUGGAGCCCGUUUUCACCUGGGAGCUUUCCAGAUUGCAUGCUACAACAGGGGUAAAAUGCUUUGGCUUGAUCGGAUCGUAGUGAAACCGAUCCCCAGAAUGUAGAACACCUACAGCGGGAAAAUACAGCUACUUUUUUGCAACGCACAUGCAAUGUUGUAGCACUAUCAUGCAAAGAUACAACCCGAAAGCAGGCAUCGAAAAUGUUAAUGCCCCCUUGUCAGCGCAGGGACUGCGGUGUCACAACACAGGAAGUACAGAAGGACACUUAGCAGAUCCGUAGUGACACUGUUGUCGGGUUUAAUCUGGAAAGCGACCUAGAGUGCAAGCAUUUUGCCUGCACACAGGCUCAGCAGAGGGCAAAAUGGAGGGUGCGUGAGGGAAAUCGCCUGUAGAUAAUUUGUGAUUUGUGUAGCAGCAGUGCUGUAUGGUUGUUGUUUUCUUUUUUAACAUGGAGCGAUAAAGGCAAGAUGACCUGGAAA